CACACAUUGAAGACAACCGCACGCCAGUUACCGUUACCACCAAACGUGCACGCGCAGACGACCUUAUCAAAUGAAUCCAAGCAGCAUCUAAAAUCAUCAAAAGCGGGCACCAAAAUCUGUUGUGUUAACAGUUUGCAGAAACAGGACAGAGCCCUGAUGUCCAUUCCACGAAAUGCUUUUCCAGUGAUUACUUCAUCGCAUUUCCUUGGGCCACCACCUCCACCGAAUCUGCUAUUUCCUCACCUUUGGACUGGAUCCGACAAUAGACAGCAUCAGACGUCUAUGCAAUCUCUGGCUCACCCGAAUAACGCUGAUGGGUUCGCGCACAAUGCACCUCUCGUGCAAAUGCAGCUACCUUGUCUACCGGAUAGGCGUAGCACAUCAGAUCCCAUGGUUUCACUUGCACACGUUGCACAGUUACGUGGAUCAAAUUUAUCCCGCUCCACAUGGGCCGAAGCAACGGCCAGCACCACUACCACUACAGAAGGAGAUCGAGGCUCAUGCAGAACAGGCGGGAAUAAGAGAGAAUUCGGUGACCCAGGUGAGAUACGCGCAUGUCCCUAUCUUUCUGGUGACCAGCUCACCUCGAGAGACUGUAAGAGGCCCAGAAAAGGAUAUGAGUCUAGCUCGUGCACGGAACAGGACAGUGCGUGUAAGUGUGACCAAAAUAACGUUUCAAGCAACCUCGAACAGCCUCAUGGUUUGAUGAAGUGUUGUGGAACUUUGGAUUUACAUAUUAAACUGAAGUCUUCACGUUCAGGCGCUUCAAAGGACGAUAUAGCAAUGAGGCAGGUUGAUUGCUGCAAGAAUAAUGCCCGAUCUUUUGGUGGAAACGACAGUGAAUGUUACGAUGAGGAUGGAGAUGAAGAGGAUGAAGAAACAGACAACCUGGACACUUGUUUGAAAGUCGGGCAACUAGUCGAAUGCGUGGUCUGUGGUGACAAGAGCAGUGGAAAACACUAUGGCCAACACACAUGUGAAGGAUGUAAGAGCUUUUUCAAACGUUCCGUACGACGCAAACUGACGUACACUUGCCGCGGCAAUAGACAAUGUCCCGUAGACGUCCACCAUCGCAAUCAAUGUCAGUACUGUCGUUUCCAAAAAUGUAUCAAGGUGGGGAUGCGUAAAGAAGCAGUUCAGCAAGGUCGUCUGCCCCAGCUACCAGCAAUUUACAGUCCGUUUUAUGGAGCCGGUUUUCUUGGCUCAAUAUCCCCGUUCAACCCAUUGGGUACAUUAACUGGACCCCUCUUCUAUGCUCAAUUCGUUAGAAUGUUGUUGCGCGCCGAACCACUGUCCCAGCGACACUACACCACGGCAGCAGCGUUCUGGAAACGUUCCGCUCCAGAGUGGUCCACCUGUUCAUCAGCACCAGAUGAUCCGGUCCAAAUGGAAUCCCGCACGAAGGAGUUCGUCCACCAGAUGCAUUCUCAAGUUCCGCCAGGUGAAGAAACAACUGGCCGACAAAAGGUUCAGGGCGGCUCUCAAAGUGAUAAUCUCAUACUCAAAACUCUAUUUACCUCCGUCGAGUGGGCCCGCAACAUUCCGUUAUUUUCGGAGCUUCCUUUGCAAGAUCAGCUUUCAUUACUUCGAAAUGCUUGGCCUGAGUUAUUCAUCUUAAACGUGUCCCAAGUCUACUGUCUCAAUCCGGAAGGAAUGACCAGCUGUCUCCAUCAGCUGGAUGCAGGAGAAACUGUUCAAUCUUUCUACUCAAUACUGUCAAACAAUCCGUUUCCAAAUCAACACUUUCCUCAGAUGCAUGUAAAUAAAAUCGAGGACAAGUGCGACGAGACGAAACCAGAAAAUUUACUCGGACAACGCACAGAGGAUAGGCAGAUGCAACAAGAGAUGCGCAAAACAAACGCAGCGCACCAAGCGGCUUUCAGAGACCAGGUUGACAGGUUACGAGCGCUGCACUUGGACUUGGCUGAAUUCGCUUGCAUGAAGGCAAUUGUACUAUUUAAUUCAGAAGCUCCUGAUUUGUUGGAUCCGGUCACCGUGGACUGUAUUCAAGAGAAAGCCCAGUCCGCACUAGAAGAGUAUGACAGAUAUCAUUUUGCGCAUCAACAGCCCUUCCGUUUCGGCCGCUUGUUACUGCGUCUACCUAAGCUACGACAGGUCAGUUCUGCCUCGUUGAUGUCCCUGUUCUUCCCACAGCUGAGUGGAACAAAGAACGUAGAAAACUUCCUCGAGGAGGCACUUCUUCAUGGGCCGCCGCCCGCAAUGGGCACAUGCCCGUUGGAAGGCUUCUCUAACCGAUGGAAUGAGUUCAACUAUGACCUGACGAAAUUGCAACCAACACACUCCAGGCUUCUAAAUUCAGGCGCAGAAAAUCCCCUAACUAACAUGAUUCGAAACAUACGAAAUCGCAGUGAUUUGCAUGGCUACCGUCACAGAGGUUUCAUCUCAAGGGAACAGUGUCCAUCGGCGCCAAUGUUCCUUACUCGCGAACAGCCACAAAAUUCAUCCAUAGAAUCGGAUUCGCGUGUAACUGAACUAACUUCGUCAACCAACCUUACCCAUUCUCCCCUCGGACCAGCUGGUAUGGUAGCACAUACCACAAUCUCUCCAUCAACUCACGUCACUACGACCGUCACCGCCGACGAAUCUCUGAAGAUCAGUAUGGGACAAUCACUUUCAUCCGGUGAACGACUCCUUAACUCUAAGCAUCAUUUUCCUACUACAAUCAGAGAUAAUAUUCAGAUAGGAGCACCUACCUUUUCACCUCAGGAUUUACAUUCAUCCACAUCGACUGCAACACCACGAUCCGGCGUUGAAUGUAGCUCGGAUCACGCAAUAAAGAGGUUGCUAUGGGAUCACAUCAACUCGGAAACACAGUCGGUAAGGGGUGACGUGUCAGAUCCAUGUCUCGGUACUUCGAACACGAAGGUGUCUUCCCAUUCUGGUCACAAACCGGUGCAAGACAAAUGUGAUGAUGCAGCCGAUGCUUUCACCCGCAUGCACCCUUCCACUCUGCAGCUGUACUGUGCUGUUAUGAGACAUCGGUUGACCUUGCUACAACAACAAAAUCGAUACGACCUGCUUCCUUAGAAAAGCGCGUCACACGGUUAUGCACAUAGUUCAUCAAAGGAACAAUCAGUUUGAUUAUUGGAUGACAUUUUUGCCAUACUUGUACUUCGCUUGGUUUAUUCCGUCAGAUUACCCACGCUGCUUCGAGUUUUAUCUCUCACUCCCGGGUUCUCAUUUCGUUCAUUUACUUUCAUCACAAUUUCAACCUGUCAACAUUCGCAUGAUAAAUACGUAACCUAUAUCUUU
Molecule: messenger RNA, 3273 nt
Organism: Dicrocoelium dendriticum
Lineage: Eukaryota; Metazoa; Platyhelminthes; Trematoda; Plagiorchiida; Dicrocoeliidae
Source: the annotation of a GenBank genome assembly